AAAAAGGAGCAGGAUGGGGGAGGGAGGGCUGCCGUACAGCAGGAACUGUGCAGACACACACUCCCGGGGAUCCAGGGACGGCAGCCCCCCUUGCAGUGGGAUCUAAGAGCCAGAACGCAGAAAAGAGUUAAAGGAAAACACUCAGAAGCAACAUAAUGGCAGACAAGAUUAAAGACGCCAAGAUCAUCUUCGUUGUGGGUGGGCCCGGCUCUGGAAAGGGCACCCAGUGUGAGAAGAUAGUUGCAAAGUAUGGCUACACCCACCUGUCGUCUGGGGAUCUGCUCCGUGCCGAGGUGGCCUCUGGCUCCGAGAGGGGCAAACAGCUCCAGGCCAUCAUGCAGAAAGGCGAGCUCGUCCCCCUGGACACAGUCUUAGACAUGAUUAAGGAUGCCAUGAUCGCCAAGGCUGAUGUCUCCAAGGGCUUCCUUAUUGAUGGCUACCCCCGUGAGGUGAAGCAGGGAGAGGAGUUUGAGAAGAAGAUCGGCAAACCCUGUCUGCUGCUGUACGUCGACGCCAAAGGAGAGACCAUGGUCAAGAGACUUCUGAAGCGUGGCGAGACCAGCGGCCGCUCCGACGAUAACGAGGAGACCAUCAAGAAGCGUCUGGACCUGUACUACAAAGCCACUGAGCCGGUCAUCGCUUUCUACGAGAGCCGGGGUAUUGUGAGGAAGGUGGACUCCGAGCUGGCCGUGGACGACGUCUUCGCCCAAGUCAGCAAGGCCAUCGACGCUCUGUAGUAAAACAACGUGACGAGACGAGCUGUGUCUGGCUGUUGUUUUAAUUUCAAGUUCCCGACUUUCAUAAGGACUGAAUAUGGUGGACUGAAGAAAUUACACACCUCACACUCAUUUGGUUUUUCUUUUAAAAGUUGUCAUAAGGGAUCAGAAAUGCCUUAACGCUAACCCUGAGCCAGCGGUAAGAAUCUAAAGUUUAAAGUCAAUGAAUCUGCUUCAAGGAAAGACACACCUGUUUGGUUCUAUUCUGUGCUGAAUAUGUUUAUGGAUGUAUUUCUGAUGGACGACACUGAAGAAACGUCAACCACCUUCUAACCUUUAAGGCACCAUGUCCACUCCGGAUGAACGCGCACUUUACAGUCUGUUUUCCCCUUUUUAAUGCUCUCACAUCGAGUCCAGUGUUGACUUUCUCAUCACUGUGCCUUCAACAACAGCACAGACGCACUGGACAAACUGUUUACUUGUGCAAUUACCCAAUUUCCUUUUCUGCAUUUGUCAACAGCCAUUCAUUCAUCUAUUAACCAUUUUCCAAUUCUAUUUGAAGCACAGAGAUGUUUGAAUUUUUUUCUAUUUUUUCAUCAAGAUGUAACAUGGGUAUCUAUAAUAUAUGUGGGGGAAAAGUAAAUUAAAGUAACCUAUAAAAAAACAAAACAAA
Messenger RNA from Salarias fasciatus (jewelled blenny), 1389 nucleotides. RefSeq names its product adenylate kinase 1 (gene ak1). Gene Ontology annotation, biological process: nucleoside triphosphate biosynthetic process; ATP metabolic process. Lineage: Eukaryota; Metazoa; Chordata; Actinopteri; Blenniiformes; Blenniidae. The record is from RefSeq and is a predicted model, not a curated record. Gene Ontology annotation, cellular component: cytoplasm. Gene Ontology annotation, molecular function: ATP binding; AMP kinase activity; nucleoside diphosphate kinase activity. The coding region runs from base 156 to 737 and encodes 193 amino acids. The transcript is spliced from 7 exons.